AUGGCUGUCAUUUUGUUUGCCAAAGAUACUGACAAAGUUGUCUUUAUGGAAGAGAUGUUGAGGCAAAAUGUAACAGGUAAAAUCUUUGUUGCCAGUGAAGCUUGGUCAAUUUCAAACUUGUUUACAAUGGCCAAAUAUUCUUCACUACUCUCUGGAACAAUUGGAUUCUCCUUUCAUAGCUCAACAAUCCCAGGAUUUAGAGAAUUUUUUAACAGUAUUCAACCCUUUAGUACGAGACAGGAUCCAUGGACUAAAAUAUUCUGGGAAAAAGUGUUUGAGUGUAAAUUUGUUGACCAAACAAUUCUCACAGAUUCAUGGAAUAAGUCAAGAUUGUGUACAGGAAAUGAGAGCAUAGAAAGUAUCCAGAAUAUUUUCUAUGAUAUAUCAAACAUAAAUGCUGCAUACAACAUUUACAAUGCAAUCCAUGUCAUAGCUCAAUCGUUACGUGACAUGCAAAGCUGCCAAGAGAACAAAGGACCAUUUACUAAUGGGAGUUGUUCGGACAUCAGUUUUAAGCCAUGGCAGGUAACGACCUCUCCAGGACUCAAAUACCAUGACCUAAAUACAAUAUUUUAUUAUAAGCUUUUCAAGUGCAAAAUAAUAACCCCAACGAGAAAGUGUGAGUUAAAGCACUUUAAGUAAGUGUAAUAGAUUAACAGCAGCUCAAAACAACACUUGUGUGGGUAUGCCUCCUUACCUCUACUCAAAUAUAGUACAAUGUAAAAAUAUAUGUGAAAAAAACUUUAAGAAUAUAGUUGAGUGCUAUGAAAUAAUUGUCUUACUAUUUGAAAUUUUUUGAAUAAGUGAGUAAUUCACAAUGAGAACUUGAAAGACACAAAACUGAAAAAGUGCAAAUGUUAAUACAAAAGUGGCAAUAUAAAUGUGUUUAAAGCCACUCACAUUGGUUAGAGCCUAUAUGAUUGGCUCAAUUCUCUGCACAAUCAUACUUUAUUGUCAGCCCCACACCUAUGUUCAUAAAGAGUACAGAAAGAUGAUGGUAACCUUGUUCUGGCUGGCGAUAGGAAGAGACGUUCUGCAAAAAGCCUUAAUAUCACUUCCAGAAGCUGCAAGUAAGGGCUAACAUUCUUCAGGAAUGCUCAGUGGUGGAUUACCUCCAUGUGACCCCAGAAGAGGUCACAAAAAAAAGAUGGAUUGUUGGGACAGAAGAACAUUGAGGAAGCAUAACAGAGAAACGUGUCUUAGUAAGGAUUUUAUCAGACUUUAAUUAAGUGUAUGCUUUUAAUUUUAUUAUUAUUAUUAUUAUAGUCUAAAAAAAUAUUGGAUUAGCACAUGUGGUCUGUCAGCAUAAAUUCCAUGUUUCAGGCAGCAGUAGAGGUCACCUUAUUAUUGGCACUAUACUUUUCGGCCAGGGAUGCAUUGGGCCAGAGUCAUAACUAGAAACCACGGGGCCCCGGUACAAAAAUUGCCCUGCCUCCCCCCCUCUGUAUGUCAACCCCCCUCCACCCUCCUCCCAUACGUCUAUCGUCCCCCACCCACAUGUUAGCUCCUCACCCCACACAUGCAAACAGAUACACAUGUAGACACACACAUACAGACACAGACAAACAUACACACACAUACACACAUACAGACACACAGUCAUAUACACAGACAGACACACAUACAUACAGACACACAGACAGACAUACACACAGACAGACACAGAGACAGACAUACAUACACACACAUACACACACACACAGACAUACACACACACAAACAUACAGACAGACAUACAACACACACUCACAUACAGACACACAUACAGACAGACAUACACACAUACAUACACUCACAGACAUAAAGACAGACAGUCAGACACAUACAGACACAUAGACAGACAUACACACACACACACGCACAUACAGAUACACACACACUCACAUACAGACAGACAUACACUCACAUACAGACACACAUACCUUUCCCUGGGGUCCAGUGGUGGCUCAGGCUGAUGGGAGUCAGAGUUCCCAGUCUGACUCCCCCUCCUUCAACCCGCGUGGCUCCCAGUGGUUGUUGGGAGGAAGUGACCGGGGAAGUCACUUCCUCCCAGUCUAUGACAUCAUCAGAGGGGGUCCGGUCGCACUGUUAACGCGCUGAUUGGGCCCCCUGGAAUUACAUAGCAUCGGGUGACCCGAAUAGCAUGGGCACCCGAUGGGCCCCUUCAAUGCUACUCCGGAGGUUAUACCGUGCAGGCAGAGGCCACAUUACUCAGAUGGCGGGACCCGCAGUCACAGGGGUCUGCAGGGCGGCUGGGCUUCCUGAAGUGAGGGGCCCGGUCGCAGCUGCGACCCCUGCGACCGCGGUAGUUCUGCCACUGCAUUGGGCUCUGAAUAAGGUGGGGUUUAUACUAAUUACCACCUAAAACCAAAAUCUAAUUCCUACUACACUAUUGGUACCCCUUCUGUGUCUUGUGUUUUGUGAGAUUUGGGAGUGACUUUUUGAAGAUAGGAUGGUUGUGCCAAAAAAACACAAUUGUAUAGAGGAUUAAGCCAACCAUAUUGGCUCUAAUCAAUGUGAGUGGAUUUAUACACAUUUACAUUGCCACUAUUAUUACCAGUAUUACCAUUUGCACUAUUUGCUUUUUUUUUUUUAUUAUGAAUUACCCACUUACCCAAAACUUGCAAGACAAUUAUUUUUUAGUGUUCAACUAUAUUCUUAAGGUGUUUUUCACUUGCAAGAUAUUUUUUACAAGCUUUUCAAAUUAUUUCAUAUUUUUGGAUAAAUGUUUUUAUUAUUUUUUCAAAUUAUUAAAAUAUCCUGGAAUAUCAAAAUAUGAAAAUAUAUUUUUUUUAAAUAUUAAUUAGUUUGAUAAUGUAUCAAAAAACAUUAAAUCGAGGAUUAUGUAUGUAGCAGAAUGCACACAACCCUUGAUUUUAUAUUUUUGGAUAACAAAUAAUGUAAUCAUCAUGGAAGCUCCCAUGUCAUAGCCUCCUAGAGAGGCUUGAAGGCUAGCCUCAUGCCCACAGACCAUGGACCCCAUCACUAUCUUUAAAAUGAUGUAUAGCAUGUCGGAGUACAUUGUGUUAUUGUUGAGUUAUUCUGUAAAAGGUUGAACUGGAUUAAAGCUAUUGUGUUAAUUAUUAGAUUGUGGAAUGCAUCAUGGUGUCCAGCUGAUAAUUACAUUAUCAUGUCUUAACCUAACUAUAUCCCAGACACCAAGACAAUAGAGAGUGGUUUGCAUUGUUCUGGCUAAAGACAACCUGUUGUGUGCAGUGGUAUGAAUACAUAAACAGUUCUCUUAUUUUACCCAACACAACCAGUCCUGUCCACAAUACUGGGGAAUUGUACAAGGUUCAAGAGAGAAAAAAAAAAUCACUUUUCCUGUAGUUUAUAAUCACUGUAUGCUGUAGCUGAAUCCAGGACCUGCAGAGGAUUGCAGAAGCGGCAACCAAGGACCUAAGGGAUUUUCCUACCUGUGACAGUAAUAUUUUUGGAUAAAUGUUUACAAUGAUUGCUUUUUUCAAAAUAUUAAAAUAUCAGAAAACACAUGAUAUUUAUAUUAAAAAAGUAUCAAUACAUAAAAAUGUAUCAAAUUAUUACAACUUUAAAGUAUUUUCGUAAUAUUAAAUCAUUUUAAAAUGUUAUCCCAAAAUAUCAAAUCGUUUAAAAGGCUUAUUAAACUAUAAAAAAGUAGGUUAUGCGCUCACUCGGUAACCAAAUGUGAGGCAGCAGUGAACCAGCAGGAUUUCCCAAUACCUGCUUAUAGUGGACUGACAUGUAAAAUAGAUAAAGUGGUAAACCGUGCCAAAAAGUGCUCAAAAGUGCAAAAUAAAUCUGUUAUACAUACAUAUUAAUCUUGGCUAAUAUAGCAUGGUAAAAUCCUCAGGGGAAACAUCCAGUAUGUUGCCAAAUCCUGUACAUUCCAUCUUAAGAACAUAGCCUGCAUCUGGUUCUUUCUUACACAAGAUGCUACCAAGGAGCUUAUCCAUGCUCUAGUAAUUUCCUGCAUGGAUUUUUGUAACCCUCUCCUAAUUGGUCCUCCCAAAAGCCAUAUUGCCCCGCUACAGUCUGUAAUGAAUGCUGCCACCAGACUGAUUUUCCUCUCUAGUCGGUCCUCUCACAAUUCACCCCUCUGUCAAUCCUUACAUUGGCUUCCUGUAUCCUAUAGAAGUCAAUUUAAAGCGCGAACUCAUACCUAUAAGGCACUGGACAACUCUAUCCCUCUUAUAUCUCAUAUCUGAUAAUCCACCUCACAGGUGUGGCAUAUCAAGAUGCUGAUAAGACAGCAUGAUUAUUGCACAGGUGUGCCUUAAACUGGCCACAAUAAAAGGCCACUCUAAAAUGUGCAGUUUUAUCUCUAAUCUCUCUCCUUCCCCUACCAAUACUCUCUCCAAUCCCACUUGCUCCACUGUUCUAUGCUCAUUAGCACCCACAACACUGGAAGACGUAUUUGCUCUUCUUUGGUCUUCUCAACCCACCACCUGUUUCCUCGAUCCUAUUCCCUCAUAUCUCAUCUACACCCUAUCUUGUUCUCUUGCUCUGCUUCUCACUAUAAUUUUCAAUAUCUCCUUCACAGCCUCUAAAGUGCUAGUAUUUUAUGUUUUUCUUUAGUUUGUAACUACAUUUUAGAAAAUGGAGGUUUUGGGGGCUUUUGUCUAUCUGUUUGUUUGUUUGUUUUUUAAUUGUACUUUAGUGUGGUUAUAGUUUCUAGUGAUAAUUGUAUAGUUCAUUGUUCAUGCUUGUAAAUAUGACUUUAUUUUCAGUAUCAGGUUGGAGCACACUUGUUAAAUUAGGCUACGUAUAUACUUAGAAAAUAGUUAUUAUCCAGAAAACUUUACACAGUGAUUAAUCAUAGGUAGGGUUGCAGACAAAGGGAAUUUAUAAUUAAAGUCUAUGGUACAUAUGUCAUCUCAAUAAAAUCCAUGAAUGAUACUGUUGGUACCCUUUAUCUGGUUCACAGCUGUCUCACUACAUCCAGAAUGUUAAAGUGAAACUAAGUAAUGGAAGAGAAUUGUUCUUUGACCAAAAUGGAGACCCACCUGCUGUGUAUGAUAUAAUAAACUGGCACAUGAAUACAGAUGGCACAACGAGACAUGUGAAAGUGGGCAGCUAUGAUACUACUCAGGCCAACGGGAACAGCUUUCUUAUCAAUACAAGUGCGCUGAUAUGGGCAUCUGGCCAACAACAGGUAAAAAAAAAUAAUUAAAUUCUCAAUAUUAAUAAAUCACUAUAAUCAUCUACGGCCCUUUGCAAUGGGCAACCAUAAAACAGAACUAGAAGGUGACAGCUUUAUACAUACGGGACUGAGAUUAAAAACUGAGAGUCGUGUUCGUUGAGCCUUUGGUGUAACGAGCCUGAGGAUUCUUCAAUAGAGGUGUAUUUACAUAUUAUUAACGUACAGAUGAUGCCAUACAUAGGUUAAAUUACAAUCCAGAGUUCGUAAAGGAUCGUUAACAAUGCUUGACAUUUGUUUGGAAUUGUGAGACAGGUUUUAAAGAGGUUACAAAAAUCAAGGACCAUUAGCCUAUCAUUUUACUGUUUAUUGUGAGAUAUGGGUCACUUUUUCACUAUUUUUACUCUUAUAGACCUUGUAAAUAUCUUUAAUACACACACAUCUAGUGUUAGAAUUUAAUAAUAAAAAAUAAUCUAUUCAAAUUACUACUUUGAUCAAAUUUUACCAAAAUUUACCAAUAUGGGAUAAAAAGAAGCUACUAUCUGAAUAAUGUUACUAAUGUAUGUUUGUAAAGCUUGAGGCAUCAGAAGACUAUUUUAUGACAAUACCAUGACUAUUUAAUUCCUGGUAGCUUCCUGAGCAACAUUAGUCCUGGUCUCCUCUUCUCCUAUCACUUGUAUCUCACUCCCCUACCUAUGAUCUCCCAUACACCACAAUGUGCAAACUUUGACAAAAAAAUAUAAAAUAUUUAACUUAUAAAAAGGGCAACCCACUUCUCACCAGCAAAUAUAUGUAUACAAAUUGGGAUGCUGUAUCUUAUUUUUUUUUAUACAUAUAUUGGCUUAUGGUCUCCCAUGACUUACUGGGAAAGAUGAAUGUGAGUACAGUUUUUGCAAGAUGUUCAUGUUUGAUUUCCACAUGAAAUUUUCUGUCAUAACCAAUGUGAUAGCAUUAAAUAUGUAAGUGACACCCACAUUUUUCCAUCAAAUUUUCAGCAAUGUUUUUGAUAAUUUUUGUCUCUGUGUAUAAAAUCUGUAGGAAUUUUUUCAUUUGUUGCUUUUUUUCGCUUAUCAUUUUAGAAUAUAAACAAUUUUUUUAUUUGUGGCAUAAACGAUCUAUGAUUAUUUCUACUGCUUUUAUAAAUACAAUCAAAAUAAUGACAAAAUGCAACCAGCAUGUUUUUAAAUCAUUUAAUUAUAAAUUGUCCCUUUCAACCCCCUAGAAAAAAUCACUAACAAAUAAAAAUAUCCAAAUUCAGUAGGAAUUCCCUGGAACAAAGAUGAUGGACAAUAAUGGCUUAAUAAGGACCCUGUCAAAUUAUUACACCUUCUCACAAGGUCCAAUUGAAGAGCCAACUGACCAGCAAAACAAGUGUCAAAGAGCCUGUUGUAACAACAAGCCCAGUAUGCCUACAAAAGGACAAAUGGAUUAUACAGCCUGUGACGAAGUGUCCUUCGCCACUUGGUCCUGGAGAGGCCUUCUUGCCAGUCUCCUCCCCUGCGACUAUGACUCUUUCAUCUAUCUGGCUUUAAAGCCCCUAGUCUACCUUCAGACAGACUAUUUAUGUGGGCUGCUUUAUUUAUCCUAUGUUUUAGUCACCCUGUACCCAUUAUAGGUGCAGGGUGUGUGUAAUGUAAUUGUUUAUAGUGUGUGUGUGUGUGUACUGUGUAAUGUAUUGCCUGCUCUCUUGUAUUGCUGAGGUUUGCUACCAACUAGGUGGGUUUGGCUAUGGAGCUGGUCUAGUGCCCUCUGUUGGUAGCAACAGCAAUAUGCACUACCUGAAUUGCAAGACUGGUUCAUUUGCAUAUUCGGGUAGAUUUGCAUAUUGCUAAUUCUGCAGGCAGGUGAGAUAUUUACUGUUAAAUAUUGUCUCCUCCCACCCCUUUAAAAAUGUGCCAUUGUGUUGUGAUAAGUCACUGUGUGUUUCUUGAUAUGGUUUGACUGUUUGUGAUUUUAUUGAGGUUUCACAACAAUGUUAUUGUGGUGACUGGAUUGGCUGGUCCCAAGGGAAUAAAGGUUUUGACAGUUCUUCUUGACCCUUCAAAAUGUAGCCUUGUCUCGUUCUUGAAAGGGGAAUCUCUACAGCUUAAUCACUUAGCUCUUUUCAGAGCUGCACCUGGUUUCCACUCCUGAUCCAGCAGAAGGGAAUAGGCGACUCCAUCACUACACAGCGACUGCCAGGAAGAAAAGGACGUCCCUAACGGCUGGUACCAUCUCUACACCAGGGUAGCCGUUACACCUGUGUUAUACUCUGAUCCAUAUUAUUUAAUUACUUCCUAGACUUUCUUUUUACCUGCGCCUUUUGUUUUUAGAAACUAAUUAUUUUCAUUGGAUAUAAUGCUAGUUACAUAGUUACAUAGUUACAUAGCUGAAAAGAGACUUGCGUCCAUCAAGUUCAGCCUUCCUCAGAAAUGUUGUUGCUGUUGAUCCAAAAGAAGGCAAAAAACCUGGUCUGAAGCACUUCCAAUUUUGCCACAAACUAGGAAAAAUUCCUUCUUGACCCCAAAAUAGCAGUCAGAUGUCUCCUUGGAUCAAUCAGCUAUUACCCACUAAUUAGAAAUUAUAUCCCUGUAUGUUAUGUUUUUGUAAGUAUUUAUCCAAUUUCAGUUUAAACAUCUGUAUGGACUCUGACAAAACCACCUCUUCAGGCAGAGAAUUGCAUAUCCUUAUUGUUCUUACUGUAAAAAAAGUUAUGAAAGGGUUUAGUUAAUUUUCAUGACUUGACGUGUGGACACGAACAGAUGGAUAGAAGUAGCUGCCCAUGAAGGCACAGUAGUGAAAGAGCAAAUGUAUUAGACAAUGAGUUUAGAUUAAUAUUGAUAAAGGGCUAUAUAUAGAUUUUCUCAACCUUCCUGAGUGGUGUACAUUUUUGUCUAGUCCUCAUUCUUGGAUCCCCUACUAGAGGCCUGGGAGUCUGAGGGUUCUGUGCAGUAUUUUAUCGGUUCCUAGAACUGCAGUCUUCUGGACAGCAAUCCCAGCUGUCCACGUCUAUUAAUCUGGUGCUAUGUUUUGUUACUAUGAUGCUAGGAUUAGUGCUUCAGGGCUGUCACUCUGUCCAACCACUGAUAGGAUAUCGCAAUGUGAGCCACAUCCACUAUCUGCUGGAGGUACAACCCGUGGAGAGGCAUGUCUUGCCAUGGAACCUUCUCUUUUCCUGUAUCCUAUAUCUGUGGUUGUCUCAGGCAUUCCUUUAGCAGUCCAUGUUUGGGAGCCAUCUUCAUGAUGUACUUGUGGAUGCACUGUGUUUCAUCUGGGACUCUACCCUUGACACUCAUCAGGCACAGACCUCCUUCCUUCCGGCUGGUGUUCAGUCUCUGAGUGUUUGAUUCCAGGUGGAAUUCUCAAUUUGUUUCAAAUAUUUGGACACUGACACAAUUUUCAUAAUUUUUCUUUGGUUCUGUAUGCCACCACAAUGGAUUUGAAAUGAAACAGCCAAGAUGCAACUGAAGUGCAGAAUUUCAGCUUUAAUUCAAGGGGUUGAACAAAAAUAUUGCAUGAAACGUUUAUUCCAUGGGGACAAAUGUAAUUAGACAAAUUAACACAAUCAUACAUAAAAUGUCAAUCUUUAAUACUUUUUCAAGAAUCCUUUUAAGGCAAUGACUGCUUGAACCCUGCAAUGCAUAGACAUGACUAAACAGCUUUGUGAUGCUUUUCCAGGUCUUUGCUGCAGUUUUCUUCAGUUGUUGUUCAAGGGUUUUUCUGCCUUACGUUUUGACUUCAGCAAGUGAAAUGCAUGCUCGAUCUGCUUGAGAUCAUGUGAUUAACUUAGCCAUUGCAGAUUAUUUAACUUCUUUGCCUUAAAAAAACAUGGGUUGAUUUUACAGUAUGUUUUGAGUCAUUGUCCAUCUGUAAAGUGAAGGACCAUCCAUCCAACUUUGCUGAAUUUGGCUGAAUCUCAGCAGACAAUAUAUCUCUACACACACUUCAGAGUUUAUCAGGCUGUUUCUGUCACAUCAUCAAUAAACACUAGUGAGCCAGUGCCAUUGGAAGCCAUGCAUACCUAUGACAUCACACUGUCUCCACCCUGUUUCACAGAUUACAGUGGUAUGAUUUGGAUCACAAGCCUUCUCCAUACUUUUUUUUCCAGUCAUUCCAGUACAGUGUAAACUUAAUUGUAUCUGUCCAAAGAAUGCUGUUCCCGAACUUGGCUUUCUUCUUUAACUGUUUUUUUUUACAAAGUCUAAUCUGUCCUUUCUACUCCUCUACUAAAAGCUUACGAGUAGCUUGCACCUUGUGGUGCACCCUCUAUAUUUGCUCUGAUGAUGCCUUUUCUUUAUAUAUUUUAAAUGAUAUGCUUACCCCCUAGAGAGUGCUCUUCACUUGGCUGGAUGUUAUGAAGAGGUUUUUCUUUACCAUCCUACAGUCAUCCACCACUAUUGUUUUCCAUGGAUGUUCGUGCCUUUGCGUUGCAGAGCUCAUCAGUGUGUUAUUUUUUUUAUCAGAAUGUACCAACCUGUUGAUCUGGCCACUUGUAAUGUUCAUGCUAUCUCUCUGAUUGAUUUUUUUUUCAUUUUUUUUCUAAUAAGUUAUUUAUGUAAGAAAUAAUGGAUUGCUGUGUUUUUAUCCUGCAGGUACCUGUCUCUGUCUGUACCCAAAGUUGUCUUGUUGGUUUUAGAAAGGUGUUACGGAGGGAUUUGCCUGUCUGUUGUUUUGAAUGUAUUCUCUGUCCUCUGGGCCAGAUUUCUAACAAGACAGGUAAGUGUAUUCAAGGGAACAUUAUUAAUUCAGUUUAUGGAGUGACAACAUUUUUGAAAUACUGACUAUCAUCAUGCCUUGUUAUUUAGGUACAAAUUAAAAAAAUUAAAUAAAUUGACAUGCUUGCCGCAAUGUAUUUGGGUUCUGUGGAGUAGUGGUGGGCUUAGCAUAAUAUGGUGGAACUGAAUCCUAAUAUAUGUUAUACUGAGAUAGGUGAUGCAAGGAAACCUGGUAUAUCCAAUACCCAUUCGGUAGUUUCUUCCUGAACGGCCAGAGUAGUAGUGAAUUAUAACUCUCCAUUCAACGAAAUAAAAUAAGUAAUUCCCAUAUGAACAACAGCUUCCCAAGUAGAUUCCCUUAGUACUUACGUACUUACGUACCACGGUCGCAGGGGUCGCAACUGCAACCGGGCCUGGCCCACCAGAGGGCCCGGCCGCCCUGCGACCCAGUAUGUAUGCCAGUUUGCCAGCCUAUUCUCCUGGGGGGGCCCAGGAGCUGGCCACCUUUAGGGCCCCCCCGAGGCUGGCAAUGGUGUCACUGGAUGUGCAAGGGAGCAUUCUCUCCCUUGCGUGCACCGCACUGAUGCCGGAGCAAGAAUAUGAUGUCGUUCUGGCUCCGGCAUCAGUAAGUGGACGCCACUGGAUGAAGGGUAUAAGAGAACUGAAGUUUAAUGAUGCCACACUGGCUUUUAUGCAAUACCUCCUAGACCUGGAGAUAAUUAAGGCUGAUAAAGUACUAACUUCAUUAUCUCCAGGCAGAAAAAUCACAAUUUUCCCCAACUUUUAGAACACCCCUUAAAACAUAAGGUAUCCCCACAAAAGUCAUAUCCCCCAAUAGCCCUGAUCUGGGUGACCAACAUAUUCAAAAAUCACCUGAAUUUCAUGGAUGUCUUAGUUGACCGGUUACCCACGAGGCUCCGGACAGUUCCACAAGUUUUAGUGGUUUUGCCGGACUUAUUCAAAAAGUCUUAAAAAGUGAAUAAAUCCACGAACAGUUCCCCCUGGCUCCUAGCAGCGAUUGUUCCCCUCAUUCGAAUGCACAAAAGUACCGAACAGUGCUCUUAUUGCUGUUUGGGAAAUGAAGAUCCAGCGUUCGUGUGUGUUGGAACGUGUUCGGGAAGUCGAGUGUCCGAUUUUAGUUCCAGACACUUUGUUCGCACAAACAAGAUGGCCGCUCUUUUCUCAGCCACGUGGCAUGCGACAAUAUGAACGGUGGCCGCACAGGGAGAGGGCUUAAUUGAGGUACGCUUUGAAGUUAACGAGCCAGGGUGGUGGUCUCUGUUCGGUAGUUACAGCUACCGAUCGAAGGGAAAUAAAAUAAACAAAAUAACUUAGUGAUUUCUUCACAGGUGAGUUUAAGUAGCCUUAUAAAAUUUAAGAUUGUAUUUUAAUGUGUGAGUUGUUCUUUCAUCUGUGUAUUGUACAAAGGUUGGUCUUUACAACAGCGGCAUUCAUGAGAAAUGCAUGUUCUGUGCGUGACCCCAAUUCCCCUUUUCUCUUUACUAUAUAACUUUGGUGUGCAGACCAGAUUCUCUUUAGAAUGAGCAACCUGCCCCAAUCCCCCCCCCCCCAGCUUCAGAUGCCCCUUUGGAGGUGACCACAGGAAAGUAUGAAUUUCAGGUGGUUUUGAAAAAUGAUGUCACUUUAAUUAUAAUUUUCAUUUGGGUUAGAGCAGAAAUAUAAAAAAAGUAAAAAGGUAAACAGUAAAAAGUCAUAAUAAUAAAUAAUAAAGUGGGCUGCUACCAGGGGCGGACUGAGCACUCGGGCAAAUCGGUCCUGGACCGAGGGCCCGAGGCUCUGGGGGCCCGCCCCUGCUGCAGUGCAGUAAUGGCUGAGCUGGGGAGUAAAACAAUCUCCCCAGCCAGCCUGCACUCAGUAAGGGGCCCGCACAGCCUUCCGCGGGCCCCUGCUGCUAAAAAUAUAAUCCCCCGUGCAGGGGACACUGAGAGACAGCUAUAGGGCCUUCCAAAGACCCCCCCCAGGCUGCCCCUCAGUGUGCCUGUCUCCAAACACAGCCUCACUGAGCUGCCUGUAACACUGCUCAGGGCAGCUCUGUGCGGCUUGUUCUGCAGGAAGUGACAUCAGCAGUCACAGUGCAGAGUGAGGAGCUGCCCUGAGCAGAGUUACAGGCAGCAUGUCAGCAUUGUGUGCCCUCCUUCAGAAGAGGACCACCAGAGAGGUAAGGUUUGGGAGGGGGGGCUUUAUUUUUUUUUUUUAUUAAAAUGUUUUAUUAUAUAAUUUCCCCCACUACUGCCCCAUCAGAGCCCAUACCCCCCUUACUCCCAGUGCAUGCAUCCCCCUACCCCCCCUCUCCCACUGCAUCCCCCUACCCCCCUCCCACCCUACCCCCACUGCAUCUUCUACCCCCCACUGCAUCUCCUACCCCCCCCUGCAUCCCCCUGCCCCAAUGCAUCCCCUACCCCCUUGCUCCCACUGCAUCCCCACCCCCUCCCACUGCAUCCCCUCCUCCCUGCUCACUGCAUCCCUCCCCUCCCAUGCAGCCCCCACCCCCCACUGCAUCUCCCCUCCCCCUCCCCCCAAUGCAUCCCCUACCCCCUUGCUCCCACUGCAUCCCCUACCCCCCUCCCACUGCAUCCCCUCCCUGCUCCCACUGCUCCCCCCUCCCACUGCAACCCCUACCCCCACUGCAUCUCCCCCCCUGCAUCCCUACCCCAAUGCAUCCCCCUACCCCUGCUCCUGCAUCCCUACUUGCUGCUCCCACUGCAUCCCCUCCCCACCCUCCUGCAUCCCUAGCCCCCUCCACUGCAUCCCCCCCUGCUCCCAGUGCAUCCCCCUCCCUGCAUACCCUACCCCACCCACUGCAUCCCCUGCCCCCGGCUCACUGCACCCCUCAGCCCGGCUCCCAGUGCAUCCGUGCCUGCUCAGUGCAUCCCCUCCCCCCUGCUCCCAGUGCAUCCCGUACACCCUGCUCCCACUGCAUCCCCUACCUGCUCCCACUGCAUCCCCUACCCCCUGCUCCCCUACUGCAUCCCGUACCCCUACUGCUCCCACUGCAGCUUUUACCUGCUGCUCCCACUGCAGCUCCUACCCCCUGCACUGUGCGCAAUAGUAGGGUUUCGCUUUUGGUAGUGGCUAGUGGGCUACCCAACUGCUCCCACUGCAUCUCCUAUUACCCUUUGCACCCACUACAGUCUGUCCCUCCUCUGCACCUACUACAGCCUCUAAUCCACCCUAUUCCCCCAUAUCCUCUACAGUCCCUCCCCUGCAGCCCCUUCCACUCGCACCCUUUACAGCCCCUUCCUUUCGGCACCCUCUGCAGUCCCUACCCCUUUGCACGCACAAACAUAAAGGGACACUAUAGUUACCAGAACAACUACAGCUUAAUUUAUAUUAUACAGCUUAAUGUAUAGUAACAGCUUAAUGUUUAUUAUAUAGCUUAAUGUAGUUGUUCUGGUGAGGAUAGUAUACUACUGCAGGGUUUUUGCUGUAAAGACUGCCUUUUCAGAGAAAAUGCAGUGUUUACAUUGCUUCCUAGGAACACCUAGGCGCUUCCUGUGUCAGUAUUGCAAAAUGUGCAGCACUGACAUUCAGCAUCUCCAUGAUCUGCAUGUCGACGCUGAACGCUUGUCAUAGAGAAGCACUGAUUCAAUGCAUCUCUAUGAUGGUGAUUGGCACAGCGUUUUGCUGUGCGUGCACAAUAGCCUUCUAGUACUUUCCUAUGGUAGAGCAUUGGGUUGGCUGAGAUCAUCUAAAUUGAUGAACUCUGCCAAGGAGUUUGGUCGGUGCUGGGAAACAGGUGAGUAAAUCGCAUUUUUAAGGGGGGAAUACACAUUUGUAUUCCUGACACUAUAGUGUUCCUUUAAAGGGACACUCCAGGCACCCAGACCACUUCUGCCCAUUGGAGUGGUCUGGGUGCCAACUCCCACUACCCUUAACCCUGCAAGUGUAGUCAUUGCAGUUUUUAUAAACUGCAAUAAUUACCUUGCAGGGUUAACUCUUCCUCUAGUGGCUGUAUACUAGACAGCCACCAGAGGACACUUCCUGGUCUAUAGCACAGGAUUUCUGUGCUAUAGUGUCGCUGGACGUCCUCACGCUGUGUGAGGACCUCCAGCGUCGCUAAAAUUCCCAUAGGAAAGCAUUGAAAAGCAUUUUCAAUGCUUUCCUAUGCAGAGGUCUAAUGCGCCUGCGCGGCAUUGCCGCGCAUGCGUAUUAGGUCUCCCCCGACGGCUGACGUGAAGGGGAGGAGCAUGAGCGGAGGAAGAAGCAGCGACGUGGGACAUGUCGCUGCCUCUGGUAAGUCACUGAAGGGGUUUUCACCCCUUCAGCAACCGGGGAUGGAAGGUGGGAGGGAGAGGGGACCUGCAGUGCCAGGAAAACGGAUUGUUUUCCUGGCACUGGAGAGUCCCUUUAAGGUGGCUCGUAACAUUUAACACUUGGUUUCACAAAUACUCCCUUUUACAUACUGCCAUGCUACACAAACACACACAAAAAAUACUACCCUAUUCACAAAACCAAAAACAUGUAUUCAAAUAUACUAAUAAUCCACAUAUCCUGACACUACACACAAAGACAUACAUAUAUUCACUUACACUAGCGCUCACAGUGAAUAUACACACAGAAACAUGCAUUCACUUUACAUGUACAUACAAUCAAAUAUACGGUACACCUAUACCAGCAUAUAUAUCGGUCUGCUGGGGGCCCAGGUGCUAAUUUUGCCCGGGGGCCCAGGCCACUGUCAGUCCGUCCCUGGCUGCUACAUACGUAUGUAAGACCGAAAAUUUCCAUGAAAUACUCAGGACUAGUAUGUGCACUCCUUAUUAAUAUUGCUCAUAUAUAAAAAUGAACAAUUACAAGCAAUGUCUCUCAAAAGACAUAUAUUUAAUAAAGAAUAAUUAAAAACAGUGAUUUGAACACUAUACAGACUGAAUGACCAGUAUUGAAAUGCACCCUAAAUACACUGGAUAAUAUAGACAAUAAUGUGGUACUCACAGCUGGAAAUCACUUACCCCCCCCCCUUUUGCUGCAGCAGGAGAUAGGACAGAGAAAAAUAAAAAUAGGACUGCCGAUGAAAAUGCUGACCGUUACUGAGCACUCAGCUCAGCCAUGGAGGAUUGACAGACCACUGGCAGCUGUGUGAUGUUGCAGGAACAUGGAGAAGGUGCUGGCUGAUGGAAUCCUAGUUCAGUAUACACCGUGGUCGGAAUCUUCAAAAAAGACCACGGUGUGGAAUACCUCAGUCUCUCUGUAGAUGAUGAGAACACUGGAGACACCUUAUACGUGAUGUUGAGCAGAAAUAUGAUAUGCAUUGUGAGUACAGGGUGGCCCGUAAGUCCCUACACAGCCAUAUAUCUUAUGUAUCCAGUGUAUCUGUGCGCUGAAUGGGUAGGGAGUUAUGGGCCACCCUGUAUAUACAUCAAAGUACUAUCACAUUCAUUGUUUAGUUUUGACACUGCAUUUUUUUGAAUUGUGUUUAUCACAAUCAUCUUGCAUUUUAUAUAUCCACAAUGCAAUUGGCAACAGAUUAUUUAAAUACACUUUAUCUCAUUUAGCACUAGAGCUAUUUACUUUGUCUCCCACCUUGGAAUUAAAUUAGGACCCACUGAUAACAAGGUACUGUGGAGUAGUGGUGGAUUUAAAAUAAUAUGGCCAUAUGGUGGAACUGAAUCUCCCUGUUUGUUUGCUGACAUUUGUGAUUUUAAGUAGCUUUAGAAAAUGUAAAACUAUAUUUCUAUGUGUGUGCUGUUCCUUAUUGUUUAUUUUGAACAAAUUUUGGACUCUACGGCAGCACCAUUGCGGAGAAAUGCAUGUUCUGGGUGUGACCCAAAUUCACUUUUUUCCUUAAAAUGCUUGUUCCAAAGUCUAAUCUAAAUCAUAUUUUAUAGAUAAAAAAUAAGAUACAAAAAAUUAAAAGCAGUUUUACAAAGACAUUUAAAUGAUAACAAUAAGUAAAACAUGAAAAAGUUGGCACCAUAAAUUGGGCCCGAAGGAAGAUGGCACUCUAUUCUUCAAAGCAAUGAUUACAAACACAGGGGUCCUCACUAUCACAUGGCCGGAAUAGCCGGCUUGCGCAGUGCCUGCAGGGGGCCUGUCUGAGCUCUCAUUCCUGGGCUGCCAUAGGGUCUCAAAGGCAACAUAGGCCCAGCAAACCAAUCUGGCAAUUUUCAAUGUGCAAACAUGGAAAAGAGGAAAGCCCUAAAUUUGACCCCUGUAGGUUUGCAAAAACCCAUACAACCUGUACAUUGGGGGCUCUGUUAUACUCAGGAGAUGUUGCUGAACACAUAUUGGGGUGUUCUUUGUCUGUAACACAUAACAGGAACUGAGGAGAAAAUUUAGAAACUAUUUAGCAUUGAUGUUUUUGGCAGUUGUAGAUGCAUAACAAUUUUUGGGGGUCAAAGUUUGAAAAAGUGUGUUUCUUUACAUUUUUUCAUCAUAUAUUAUAAUUGUUUUUAUAGUAAAUUAUAAGAUAUGAUGAAAAUAAUGGUAUCUUUAGGUAGACCAUUUAAUGGCGGGAAACACGGUAUAUAAUAUGUGUGGGUACAGUAAACGAGUAAGAGGAAAAUUACAGCUAAACACAAACACCACAGAAAUGUAAAAACAGCCCUGGUCCUUAACAGUAAGAAAACUGAAAAAAAAACGUUCUGGUCGCUAUAGGGUUAAUGAACUGGCAAACAAGAAGGGGUGAGGCUCAACUAAAUAGGGAGAAGAUACUUACAAAUUAAGGCCAGCUGGGAACAGAGAGAAAUCUGUCAUGGGGCAGCAAGGAAUGUAAGAGAUAUGAAUGAAAACCGAAAAAUGAGUUUAGAUUAAAUGAGAUCAGGACAGGAUAAGGUAUGAAAUGGGGCAUUUUUGUAAAAGGUAAAGGUCAUUCGGGCAGGUUCCUCAGUAACUUCUUGUCUACUGUUAUUAUUUGUUAUACUUUGUGUCUGGAAUAAAUGAGGGGAUUAAAAAGAAAAAAAUAAAUAGUAGUAAAAUAUAUGAAAGAGAGUGAUGCGUGAAAUGAGAGUACAAAUAUAACCACAGUAUGUGUUCUGUGUGAAAUUAGUGUGAGGUGUAUUUUUACACUGACUGCAGUGCAGUAUGUUCCCUAACUACUAUGUGUACAUUUAUGUUUGUACCUCCCAGCUAAUAUUGACCUUUAACCCAUUAAGGACGGCGGGCAUGCUAUGCUAGGCUCUAAACGCCGGCAGGCGGCAUAGCACGUCCCCGCCGAUCCCACACCGGCGAUCGCAGUGGGGGGAGUCUCCUGGCAUCCCAGGGAGUGCCCCUGCUACCAUUCCGGCCCUCUUGGGCCAUGUGAUCACAAGGUCCUUGCGAGGACCUCAUGAUCACAUGGAUGGCAUAACUGUCCAUAGUAGUGCCAGCAGGGGGAGUGCCUGUAAUGACAGGUAUUCCCCCCGCUGCCUGAAAUAAAAUAAAAAAGUUUAAAACUGUGUGAAAUUAAAUUAUAUUAACUUAGAUCAUAUAUAUUUGAUAUAUAUAUUAUCUAAGUAUAAAUAUACACCUACACAGACAUACACAUACACUGUCUAAAUGUAUUUUAAUAUUAAUUAUAUAUGUAAUCAAAAUACACAUAGAAUGAUAUUGAUUAAAUAUAUAAUUAUAAUUAUAUACAUAAUUAUAUAUAAUAUAAAAUAAAUAAAUAUGUAAAUACGUAAAAAAAAAAUAAUACUAAUACAUAAAUAUAUAUAUAUCUUGAUAUCUUGACAAAGACCUCCUGGGUCGAAAUGUUGAUCACUUUGAACCUUUAUAAAAUCUAUUGAACAAAUCCUCUGGAGUGCUCUCUUCAUUGUCUUGCAUAUAUAUAUAUAUAUGUGUGUGUAAUUUCGUUCUAACUGUAUUUUGAUAUUAAUAUAUAUAUAUAUAUAUAUAUAUAUAUAUAUAUAUAUAUAUAUAGAUAUAAAAAUAUACGUAGAACAGAAUAAUAUAUAUAUCUAUCUAUAUAUAUAAGUAUAUACGUAUAUAUCACUAUAUAUACCUAUAUAUAAAUAAAAAAAAUAUAUACACAUGUAUAUAAUAAUUCUAUGUUUAUAUUUAUGUAAUGAUUUUAAGUAAUUAGGUCAUUUUAUUAAUUAAAAUCUGCGGGACAUGCCUGACAACCCAGGCCGAAAGUCCAGGGAAUUUAAUUUGCUAGCACUAUAUUUAACCCUGUAUCUUAUAUAUAUAUCUAUAUAAUUGUUGUGAUACGUUUUAUUGUUUCGGAACACUAAUAUUUGUGUUCAGCAAAAUCUCCCGAGUGACACCCCUCCCUGUCACAGGUGCCUCACCCUUAGCCUUGUACUGCAGAGAGCCCCAGAUGGAAUUUGUUCCCCAAGUAAGUGGGUUAAUCUCAUAAGAGCAGACAUUAGGCUGUUAGUGUAGGACCUGCCAAAGAUGGGGUACAUUGACGUUGUGGCAGGCUUAUGCAAUGUUUGAUCAUACAAUGUAACUAAACCCCCAUUAUUUUUGCCUACAUUAGGUGUUUUAAAAAAAAAAAAAAAAACUAAUAAAAUCUGUCAACAUUGAAGUUGCUGUUUAGUAGAUAAUUGAGUGUGCUGGAUCUUGUUAAUAUAUAUAUAUACUGUCCAUUGUAUACAUUUACAUAAAAAGCCUGAAAGUAUGAUCUAAACACAGUUUGCAGAAGAGAUAGCACAUUAUUCUCAAAGACAAUGUAAAUAUUGCAACACACAUUUAUUUUCCAAGGCUUAGUUUACUGGUAUGUUGAGCUGCCCUUAGCAGCCCUUACGUAAGAAUUAUGCAUCUGCUAUAAAAGCUUCUUUUUUUAUUAACUUGUUAACUUGUUAAAUAAUGUAUAACUUUUCUUUCAGAAAUAAAAAUUGCUAAUUAAAAAAACCUAGAAAUGUAUAAAUCAAAUAUUCUCAACAGAUAGCAACUUAAAGGUUUUUUUUCUCUAUAUGUUUACUUUUAGACUCACUUGACUGCUUCAAGUGUCCAUGGGAUGAGUGGCCAAGUCCCCAGAAAGACAGAUGUCUCCCAAAGAACAGAGAAUUUCUAUCCUUUAGAGAACCUUUAGGUGCUGCUCUAGUUGCUACAGGUGUUUUCUCGUCCUUGCUGCCAAUUUCCAUUUUUGGACUUUUCAUUUGUUACAAGAACACCCCAAUUGUUAAAGCAAAUAACUUCUCUCUGAGUUGUCUUCUUCUAAUGUCGAUGUCCCUCUGUUUCCUCAGCUCCUUAGCUUUUAUAGGUUACCCUCAGCCUGAGAAAUGUCUUUUACGACAAGUUGCAUUUGGCACAGUCUUUACCCUUUGUAUCUCUUGUAUUUUAGCCAAAACCUUCAUGGUGGUUUUUGCCUUUAUGGCCACAAAACCUGGAAGCAGUUUAAAGAAAUGGGCCAGACCUAGAGUUUCCUACAUAAUAAUAGCUUUAUCCAGCUUACUACAAAUAAUUUUGUGCAUCUUGUGGAUUUCAUUUGCCCCUCCUUUCCUAGCAGAAAACACUCAAACCCAACCAGGAAUUAUCAUUGUUGAAUGUAAUGAAGGUUCACCCACAGCCUUCUGGUCCAUGUUGGGAUACCUUAGUUUCCUGGCCACCAUCAGUUUCAUUGUUGCCUUCUUGGCCAGAAGACUUCCUGACAGUUUCAAUGAAGCCAAGUUCAUCACCUUCAGCAUGCUGGCCUUCCUCAGUGUAUGGGUGUCCUAUAUCCCGGCUUCUCUUAGUUCCACUGGGAAGUACUCAGUGGCCAUGGAGAUCUUUGCCAUUCUAUCUUCAAGCUGGGCCCUGCUGAUUUGCAUGUUUGUCCCAAAAUGUUUUAUUAUAUUGUUCCGAUCUGACAUGAACUCAAAGCAACAUCUCAUGGGAAAAAUUAAAAUAUAA
Pelobates cultripes (western spadefoot toad) is the source of this 19581-nucleotide messenger RNA. The record is from the annotation of a GenBank genome assembly. NCBI's taxonomy places the organism in Eukaryota, Metazoa, Chordata, Amphibia, Anura, Pelobatidae.